AUGGUAAGCACAAGAUCACGUGUUACAAGUGUGGUAAAGAGGGGCAUAAGGCAAAUGUGUGUCCUUCCAAGAAGUCUGAAGAAGCCAUCGGCUAAUAAUGUCGAUGAGUCAUAUGCUGUGAGUCAUACAGUUAUAAAUGGUGUGUGUCAUAAUGCAAAGAUUAGUACGGCUAAUAGGGCGUGGUUGCUAGAUAGUGGAUGUACUGCACAUUUGUGUGGUGAUCAAGAAUGUUUUAAAUCGAUGAGUGAGUCAUCAAAUAUAAAACUUAUUCUUGCAAGCCAAGCAUCGACUCAAGUGAAGGGAUCUGAGUGUGCGGAAGCAGCUGUCCAGUAUGGGUGCUCCGAACUGUUGAAGUGGCACGCCAGGUUAGGCCAUCUAAACGUGAAGGACUUGAUG
Messenger RNA from Cotesia congregata, 396 nucleotides. NCBI's taxonomy places the organism in Eukaryota, Metazoa, Arthropoda, Insecta, Hymenoptera, Braconidae. The record is from the annotation of a GenBank genome assembly.